AUGGAGAACAACAGCAAUGUGCAAGAGUUCAUCCUCCUGGGAUUUCCUGGCACGUGGUACUUCCUCUUCUCCCUCAGCAUGGUGUUUUCUAUGAUGUAUGGCCUGACGGUCAUAGGGAACAUGUCCAUCAUAGCCUUGGUGUGGACCACCGCACACCUCCACACCCCCAUGUACUAUUUCCUCUGCAACCUGUCCUUCCUGGAGAUUUGGUUCACCACAACCUGUGUUCCCAAAGCUGUGGGCAUCCUGCUGGGGAACAGCGAAACCAUUUCUUUCUUUCCUUGCAUCUUGCAAUUGUUCCUUCUUCUCUCCUUGGGUUCUACAGAGUGUUUUCUACUAGCGGUUAUGGCCUAUGACCGUUACCAGGCUAUCUGCCACCCCCUGCGCUAUAGCUCCCUCAUGAAUAGCACCUUCUGUACUCAGCUGGCCUUUGCCUCAUGGCUGAGUGGUUUUCUGGCUAUCUCUGUGCUAGUAUUCCUAUUAUCCAGGCUGUCUUUCUGUGGCCCGAACAUUAUCAAUCACUUUUUUUGUGACAUGAAUUCCUUGAUAGCUCUGUCCUGCACUGACACUAGUCUUGUCGAGUUGGCAACAUUCUGUGUGUCAAUUAUUGUUGUCGUGGUCUCAUGUGCUGUAACCUCGAUCUCCUACAUCUACAUAAUCUCCACCAUUUUGAAAAUUCGGUCAGCCCAAGGGCAGAGAAAGGCCUUUUCCACUUGCUCUGCCCAUCUCACCGUUGUGACUAUCUGGUUUGGCUCUGCCAUUUUUCUGCAUGUCAAGCCUUCUGCGGCAAAUGCAUUGGACAGGAACAAGUUCAUCAACAUUUUUAAUACUAUAAUAACUCCACUGCUAAACCCUUUCAUUUACACUCUAAGGAACAAAGAAGUGAAGGAAGCUUUUAGAAAGGCAUUCAGUAGAAUGUGA
Molecule: messenger RNA, 921 nt
Organism: Alligator sinensis (Chinese alligator)
Lineage: Eukaryota; Metazoa; Chordata; Crocodylia; Alligatoridae
Product: olfactory receptor 6F1-like
Exons: 1
Coding region: 1-921 (306 amino acids)
Biological process (GO): G protein-coupled receptor signaling pathway
Cellular component (GO): membrane
Molecular function (GO): G protein-coupled receptor activity; olfactory receptor activity
Source: RefSeq, a predicted model, not a curated record